GACUAGCUUUGCGACGCCUUGUCUCGUGCUGGUGGCUUUUCGUGCCUGGCGCACUCUAUGUGUUUUCAAAGGCAGUGGUGCACCACUUUUUUGAAGGGUUCAGAGUCCUAUACAAAGCUUACAUAAUGCCCCCCGCGGUGUUUGUCGUCAUGCUGCUCAUACCCUUCCUCUUCUUUCGCUUGAGCACCCACAGGAAUAAGACUGUUAUUCGGCACAGGAAGAUGACGUAUUCCAUCCAGCUGACGUUGAUAUAUUCUGUAAAUGUGUUACUCGGACACGUCACGUAAGCCGAAAUGCCCAUGUCAACAUUCGAUGUUGGCCUGCUUGUGUGUCUCCGGCAGCCAAUUCUUUUUCCUGCCUCUGGCCGUAGAAACGGCGACGACCGAUACGGAGCGGACACGAGUGGCAUUCGGUUUCCUGCUGAUCACGUGGCCACUCCUUGGAUUAGGUACGUUGGUUCUGCGAUGAUGCUGAUGUGCGCGAAAUGGCCUAGCCGUUCUUACAAAUCAAUCAGUGACGGCCACCAAUCGGGCUAUUCGGGAUGGAUCAGCACUGCAGACAGCACCAUGUCUCGCCUUUGGGGCUGUUGCGCAUGCUUUGUUUCCUCGCAUGUAAGCAGCACCCAAGUGAGAGACGAAUAUACAUGAUCAAUGCAUUGCUCUACAGACUUCAGUCAAAAAUGGCAUUGCUUUCGCUGCAUCAAAUCCUGACAUCUGUCGCUCUCGGGUAAGGUCUGCCUGACAUAUUGGCCCCUGCCAUUCGCUGCCCUGUCCAUUCUCCUCGGACAGGUGCUUCGACCUCUUGACAGACAUCGCGAUUCCAUAUUGUAUGCAAGCAAUCGAUACAUUGCAUUCCAAGUCAUGUCUCUUCACAUUCUUCUUGCGUGAGCAGGCGUUCUCCUUGGUGGCGCGAGCAGGAGGCUAUUCAUACGACUGGUGGCCCGCUUCAAGCCGAAGCAAAGGGAGACGCAAGAUCAACAUGAUGCUGUCGACAUUAUUGACGUCAGGGACGCUAUGGGAGCUACGGCUAAGAGCAACAGCGAUCGAAAGCCCGGCCCUCCACUGAGUGGUCUUUCCACGAGGGCGGCGUCGUACCGCCGUUCGAAGAGUGCGGCAUUCGAUCGCCUCCGCUCCAUGUUAAGCCGCUCGUCGCUUGCAUCGCAGCUGAGUAGGAUACUUGACGCGCAGUCCAAAUUCGUGACGGCGGGGUACCAUCCUAUGUUCCUUCGUCGACUCAGCGACGUGAGCACUUGACAGGAAGAGUCAUACAUUCCAUCCAUGUAUGUCUCCUUUUCCUGUUGAUUGAGUACAGCAAGUCCAUUUGUACGGCCUGGCGGAGCUGACCGCACUGGUACGAACACAUGCAGGGAGGCAGGGACGUGAUGCUUCCGUUCUGUCACCUUACUUACAGAUCUUCUCCAAUUUGUGCUCCAUCAUCUUUGAACAGGUGUGUGUGGACCUGCAGUAUCACACCUGCCUGUGUAUGUGUUUCGUCAUACAGAUGUUGUUUCCAUCUGGCGAGCGGUUGGCGGAGAGACUGGCUGGCCUGGCGGUCCUUGUGCUUAUCGAGAUGAGCCUCGAAUUCCUACUCUUCUGCGUGAGCUACAUAGCUCUCCAUUAAAGCGCAAAGACAAGGGCAAUUCCAUUCGCUCACCAUCUGCCUGGGUGUGGCUGGCUGUCUUGUCUUGGUGCGUUGGAUGCAGUACAUGGUUCGUGUGAUCAAUUUGCCAUUGAUCAGGAGCGAGAGGGAGCCGAAAGCCGUGAGAAUGCGACUCAUGGGCAUGUUUUUCGCCGGCAGCAUCUGUGUCGUUCACGGCGCUUCACACAUAGUCGCCUUCGUUUUGCAGUCGUUGGACAGAGCGGCAUAUGGCAGCGUGGAGCUGCACGACUACUGUCCGCACGACUCUUUCCUCUUGCGGAGACACAUGGGGGCAUAAUUGAUUGAAAUCAGCCAGCCAGCCAGCCAGUUGGUGAGUGAGAUACAUAUCCGUAUGCCGUGCUGUGCUCUGCUAAGGCAAGAAAAAUGGCUGUCGUCAAGGUUUUCAUGUCUCAUAUGGGUAGGGCUGAUAUUGACGAGUGAGUGGUGCCCGCAACGUACUAGGACUUAUUGGUUGUGAUUGGCGAUUAAGCGGAGCUUUGGUGUCGUUUCGCUCCACCUCACCAAUCUGAGUUGUCUGCGUUGGUUCGAU
Molecule: messenger RNA, 2188 nt
Organism: Vitrella brassicaformis
Lineage: Eukaryota; Vitrellaceae
Source: the annotation of a GenBank genome assembly